AUGCUUGUGCUGGCAAUUGGAGACCUACAUAUACCCGACCGGGCGAUUGACGUGCCUACGAAAUUCAAAAAGCUGUUGGUGGCCGGCAAAAUCUCCCAGGUUCUGUGUCUCGGCAAUCUGACCGACAAGCAGACGCUGGACUGGCUGGGAUCGAUUUCGCCCGACCUGCAGCUCAUCCGCGGCGACCAGGACUCGCAGCCCUCGUCGCUCAUCUACAACUCUCUGCCUCGAUCUCUGGAUCUGGAGGUGCCUGGAGGCACCAAUGCGUCCAAGAUCUACGCCGGUCUGUCUCUGUUCAAGACGGUGCAGCAUGGCGAGCUGAAGAUUGGCAUCACUGCAGCCCACAACACGCUUUCUCUGCACGAUCCCGACACUCAGCUGAUUAUUGCUCGUCAACUGGACGUGGACAUUCUCAUUUGCGGCGGAGCCCAUCGAGUGGAGGCGUUCGAGUUGGACGGCAAGUUCUUUGUGUCUCCCGGCUCCGCCACUGGAGCCUUCUCCGUUGAAAAGUAUACAGACGACGGUGUAGAGGAGGACGAGGAGGAGGAAGUGAAUGGUAAGGAGGAGAAUGAUAACGAGAACGAGGACGGCAAGAACGACGAGGACGGCAAGAACAAGGAGAAGGAAGAGUCUAAGGGCGACAAGGACGAUAAGGACAAGGAUGAGGACGGCAAGGACGAGUCUGAGAACAAGGAGGAGUCCGAGACGAACGGAGAGGAGACGAAAAUCACCGAGCCCUCCGAAGCCAUUCCAUCAUUCUGUCUUCUGGACAUCCAAGGGUCCGUAUGUGUGCUCUACGUGUACAUGUACAUUGAUGGCGACGUCAAAGUGGACAAGAUCAGCUACCGAAAACUGCAGUAA
Messenger RNA from Yarrowia lipolytica CLIB122, 861 nucleotides. RefSeq lists its product as uncharacterized. The record is from RefSeq and is a predicted model, not a curated record. Gene Ontology annotation, cellular component: endosome; retromer complex. Gene Ontology annotation, biological process: intracellular protein transport; retrograde transport, endosome to Golgi. Lineage: Eukaryota; Fungi; Ascomycota; Dipodascomycetes; Dipodascales.